Molecule: messenger RNA, 3721 nt
Organism: Cervus elaphus (red deer)
Lineage: Eukaryota; Metazoa; Chordata; Mammalia; Artiodactyla; Cervidae
Gene: HOXA2
Product: homeobox A2
Exons: 2
Coding region: 2007-3236 (409 amino acids)
Biological process (GO): regulation of DNA-templated transcription
Molecular function (GO): DNA binding; DNA-binding transcription factor activity, RNA polymerase II-specific
Source: RefSeq, a predicted model, not a curated record
GAAUAAAAGCAAGAAAACUGAAAAAAACCUCACAUUUUCCAAAAUAGCAUCUCUAUCUGUAAGGCAUUGCUCUGGGCUAGUCAAUGACGGAGGCCACUUUCUAAUUUCCAACCCAAGCCCCUUUGAUGCCAGCCUCAGAGAUGGAGUCCUGUCCUUGUGGCUUGCUCAGCCUUUCUUGUUUUCUACGUAGAUUUUUCUCCCCCAACAAUCUUUCUCUCCCUGGCCAUCAGAAUGAUUUAUUUUCCUGCCACCGAUGCCUGCCGGCCAGGGGGAGUCUGAUCACUUGGUCCAUUUCAAAGGAAGCAAAAGCGAAUCAUCAUCCUCGGUGUGGGGGAAAAGAGAUACCUUCAGAUUGCUCUCUCAGCCUCCUUCCCUUUUUCUGGCUUGGUGGAUUUUUGCAGAGUUAUUGUUUGGUAUCUAAAGGUGUUAUCUUUUGAACCCUCCAGCACAGUCCAAGAUGCGCUCAGUCUCAAGUCUCCGAGUUGGAAAAAAAGGAGUGAACAGAGAAACAGAACCUUUAUAAUUCCUCCUUGGGUCGCCCUUUCUCACCCGCGGUGCUGUUUCCCACAACAGACCCCGAGUGCAAACAUCCCUGGUGGCCAAGAAGCGGGAGAGUUCAGGAGACGAUUCUCGCUGCCAAGGAGCACUCACUGCAUCUGAAUCAACAAGCCCCAUCAGAGCGACAAGGAUGAGAAGAAGGGAAGGAGAAGAAAAAGAAAGAACAAGCAAGCACCUUCUCCCUCCGUGCUGCUAACUUCCAACAGACUUCCUGGAAAUCAGAAAUACUUACCGCACCCGAGCCCUACGGGUAUGAAACCCAGAAAGCCAGGAGCCGCACGCGCCUGCUCGGGGCGGCAUUUCUUUGGCUGGCCGCCGCCCUGGCUACAGGGAUUUGGGCACAUGGAUCUGGGGUUGUUGUCUCGCUUGGCACAUGCCUCUAUCUUUCUCGAGCCACUCCUGAAAAGUUGAUGGCGCAGGAGGGUCGGGAAGCCUGGAGAGCCGCCUCCCGUUUUCCGCUUCCCGCUGGAGCCAGAUGCGAAGCUUUCGUGGAAAAGCCGGCUAACAAUGGACCCCGGUCCGGGGUCCGGGGGGCGCGGACUCCGAGCUGGGCUUUGGGAGGCGGGGGGGGGGGUGAGGGCCUGAGGGAAGUGGGGGGAGGAGAGGUGGACAGAGGGGAGAGGGAGGAGGAAGACAGAAGAAGAGGGAAAAAAGAGGGAAAGAGGGAAAGACGGGAAGGAAAUCAGAGGCAGAUCAGUUCUGAGAUCCAGGAACUGGUUUUGGAAAAAGCGGAGGAGGAAAAGGGAAAUAAAAAGGGGGAGCCCCCUAAAUAAUCCUUCUUUUUCUGUCCCCGACCCCCCUUACUCUGUCUCAUCUCCCCUCUCCCUCUGCUUCUUCUUCCUGCUUUAGCAUAACUUAUGUGGCUGGGAUGCGUGGCCCUCGGGUGUCAAAACUUUGAAGAUUAAUGGAUUACUUUGUUAAUGACUGCAGGCGUCAGACUGAGGUGCUUAAAUGAUUUGUGAGGUGCGAGGCGUCUUCCCGACGUCCCAAACAAUGCGCGGAGUGUGCGGGGGAGGCAGAGGGCGGCCGCCGGCGGGACCGGCAGCAGGGCUAAGCACUCGCACGCACUCACACACUCACACACACUCCCAGGCGCACACACCACCUCCGUGUGGAUCAGGAGGCAGGCAGGCAACCUCGCCCUCACGCAUUGCCACGCAUCCCCAACCCACACCCACAUAUAUGUAUUUUUGCCCUGAAAAAAGUGUAAAUAAAGCCUCGCUGGCCCCCAAUGAGGCGUUCCUUCCCGACUUUUUUGGAUCAAUCAAACAGACAGUGGCUUCUUUUGAUUAAAGCCCAAAUUGUCAUUGGGCAGAAGCAAUCAUGUGACAGCCAAUUCGGUCCAAUUUCAACCUUGUCUCCAUGAAUUCAAUAGUUUAAUAGUAGCGCGGUCCCCAUACGGCUGUAAUCAGUGAAUUAGAAAAAAAACACCCCAGCAGCGAUCUUCUAUGAUAGAUUUUUUUUUUCCCCUCCGCGCUCGCCUUUUUCCUGGGCCUUGCCCCCCCAAACCCCUCCAGAAGAGGGAACUUUUUCUCCGAGGGGGCUCCAAGGAGAAGGCCAUGAAUUACGAAUUUGAGCGAGAGAUUGGUUUUAUCAAUAGCCAGCCGUCGCUCGCUGAGUGCCUGACAUCUUUUCCCCCUGUCGCUGAUACAUUUCAAAGUUCAUCAAUCAAGACCUCGACGCUUUCACACUCGACACUGAUUCCUCCUCCUUUUGAGCAGACCAUUCCCAGCCUGAACCCGGGCAGUCACCCUCGCCACGGCGCUGGCGGCCGCCCCAAGCCGAGCCCCGCGGGCAGCCGCGGCAGCCCAGUGCCCGCCGGCGCCCUGCAGCCGCCCGAGUACCCCUGGAUGAAGGAGAAGAAGGCGGCCAAGAAAACCGUGCUGCCGCCUGCCUCGGCCGCCGCCGCCACCGGCCCUGCCUGCCUCAGCCACAAAGAAUCCCUGGAAAUCGCCGAUGGCAGCGGCGGGGGCUCUCGGCGCCUGAGAACUGCUUACACCAACACGCAGCUUUUAGAGCUGGAAAAAGAAUUUCAUUUCAACAAGUACCUUUGCAGACCCCGAAGGGUGGAAAUUGCAGCGCUGCUGGACUUGACUGAGAGACAAGUGAAAGUGUGGUUUCAGAACCGGAGGAUGAAGCACAAGAGGCAGACCCAGUGCAAGGAGAACCAAAACAGCGAAGGAAAAUUUAAAAGCCUAGAAGACUCUGAGAAAGUGGACGAGGACGAGGAAGAGAAGUCGCUCUUUGAGCAAGCCCUCAGCGUCUCUGGGGCCCUUCUGGAGAGGGAAGGUUACACUUUUCAGCAAAAUGCCCUCUCUCAGCAGCAGGCUUCCAAUGGACACAAUGGUGACUCCCAAAGUUUCCCAGUUUCGCCUUUAACCAGCAAUGAGAAAAAUCUGAAACAUUUUCAGCACCAGUCACCCACUGUUCCUAACUGCUUGUCAACAAUGGGCCAGAACUGUGGCUCUGGCCUAAACAAUGACAGUCCCGAGGCCCUCGAGGUCCCCUCUUUGCAGGACUUUAACGUUUUUUCCACAGAUUCCUGCCUGCAGCUUUCAGAUGCAGUCUCGCCCAGUUUGCCGGGUUCCCUCGACAGUCCAGUAGAUAUUUCAGCUGACAGCUUUGACUUUUUUACAGACACACUCACCACAAUCGACUUGCAGCAUCUGAAUUACUAAAAACAUUAAAGCAAAACAAAGCAUCACAAAAAAAAAAAACAAAAACCAAACCCCUUUGACCAGGUGGUUUUGCUUUCCUUUAUUCUAAUUUUUAUUUUAUUUUCUUCUUGACUUACCCUCUCCCUCUUUUAAAUGUUGGAAGAUUUUUCUGUUUAGUGAUUCCCUUGACCCAGUUUCAGAGUCAUCUUUUCUCCAGACUAUUUUGGAGUUUUAGUUGUUUUAAAUCUAAUCCAACAACCCUCUAUGUGAUUUCCUUAAAGCAAUAUAUGAGGCCUGCAAGAAAGUGAUCAUAUAUUAUUGUAUCUUCACUUUCUUUUUAUUUUUGUAUUACGUUAGGGUGCAUUGUCAUGCGUAUUUUUGGUAGAAUAAAUUCUCCUUUGCUAUAAGUAGCUUAUUUUUAUCCUCCCCCUCUUUCUCAAGGCUCAUAACAGUUUCUUUUUCCUCUUUUAGUCUAACUUGGUAAAUAAAAUUCUGGUCACAAUCCA